Messenger RNA from Caenorhabditis auriculariae, 3314 nucleotides. The record is from the annotation of a GenBank genome assembly. NCBI's taxonomy places the organism in Eukaryota, Metazoa, Nematoda, Chromadorea, Rhabditida, Rhabditidae.
AUGGAGGCAAAUAUAACUGUCCCGGUCCUCCAGCUCUACGCCAUGGGAUUUCGUCUGUGAGCGAACAAGAAAAGUUUAAUUUAAAAGCAUCGCUAAUGUUCUACAAUACUCUAUUAUUAGAAAUUUAUCAACCGAAGUUGAUCCUCAUAACGUGAACAACAGCUUCAUUAGCAGUGUGUGGAAGGUUCUAAAUUUUCUUGCAGGAAAAUAAAAGUCGAAAAGUUUUGGCUUGUACCUUACAAAAUCCUAGCAUCUUUCUUCAAAUUUUGAACACAAACUUAAGAACUCCAUAAUAAUUCCUAUAAGGGCAACCUUAGGGGCGCUUAAAGGGUCCUCUAUAAAGAUCACUUUAUCAAUCACUGUAGGGGCUCCUAAAGCUUCAGAAGCUGAAAGGUCAGACCCGAAACUCCUAUAGGGACUUCCUUGAUUUUACCUCAAUAAAGACCGCUUUCUCGGCCCCUAUUGGUGCUGUUAUCCUCCCUAACCCUUAUAUGAACCAUUCAUUCCUAAAAAUUUACAAUUUUGUCAGUUUGCGCUGAUUGCUCCGUUGCUUCUUCUAACAGGUUUUGGCCCUUUCAAUUAACACAUUGUUAAGACUCUCUAGAGGAAAAGCGUCUUCAUACGGUAUCUUCUGUCGGAUGUCUGCGUCGCCAAUGACGCUUCAGCACAUGUACAGCCUCGAUGAGAGCACUAUCAAUGGCGUACUGAAAUUUUUCUGUUAAAAAAUUCUUCUUUAAGGAAAAAAAAAUUCAUUGUAAUGUAUCUGCGAAAUAAGGUCUCUGUUUUUUCAGUACCGUCUGCAGCGGAAGCGACGGGCUGGUAUUUCCGGUGGGUCAGCUGUGAUGCCGAGAGCUGGAGCAGCUUUUGCCUGCGCGGGCGGCAACGGUUACAGUAGUGCUGGUCAGUUUUAUUUGUAUUCCACUUUGUUUGGUUGACUUCUCUAACUCAUUCAUUAGAUAGUUACCAUUAAACCACAAGAAAGGACCAGCGAAAUCAUUAUCUCCCCAGAGAGUUCGAGUCUAUGGAUUUUCAGGCGAGAUCAAAAACUAUAUAAUUAAUAAUCCUAUUUCUGUUACUCGUAGCGAAAAAAAAUAGUUUUUUUACGCUGAUUUUUUUCUUCUAAAGUGCCCAACAGAUUAAUGAAAAAAUUUUUUUAAAUUCAUACUCCACAUUUAGCAGAUCUCAUCUGAAAAAAAAAAAUCAAAAAUGGAAGUUUUGUGCAGGUUGCGACUCCCGGGAUCUUUUAUUGGAUCAUCAAUGAGUGUUCUGGCCAAUUUUCAGAAAAUUUUCAACCAAAAGGUAAAAUGACCAAUCUUAUAAGGCCAGUUUACUGAUUAUCAGUGAUACCAAGAAGGAUCCCUCUUUUUUCCGAGGGGCCAUACAAAAAACAAAGGAUGCGGAGCGAAACAUUUUUGCAAAAACCUUUUACGGAGCGUGGAAUAUUUUUGCAAUAGUAUUUUACGGACAUAGUCAAAUCGAGAAAGGGUAUCGCGAAACCCUCUGAAGUUUAUCGCAGGCUUCGAAGUCUCACGAUGGUACCUUGAAUACCUCUGAGGAUUUUAAGCAAAAUGAGAGGGGCUUGAGAGAGACUCUGAAGUACAUACCUCCGAGUUGGCUCAGAUAUAGCUAAAAGGUAUGCUGGAGAUCUCACGAUGGACACAUUAUGGGGUCUUUACGAUCCAUUUUGAGAGGUACCUUUGUAGACACAUUAUGGUACCUUCUCAAUUCGUCUGGGGAGCGUGGAAUGUGGAAUUUCAAAAAAGCGCGCAUUCCGCACAUCUCUGGUGUGUAAAGGUGUCAGAAGAAAAAGUUAAUCAGCGCGAGUGGACUCGUUGAAAGUAACCGCGAAAGGAAACUAGAAGUUAAAAUGGAAAGGCAUGACAAAAUUGCAGGUGUGUCUGGAGGCAAAGGGUUUCCGCUAUUGGGGGGCCGCUCUCCUCAAUCUUCUUUCGACUCGAAUCAGGACGUGGCUCAAGUGAGCCUUUGUUUGUACCAACAAAAAGUUCCAUUGCAAUUUGAGGCUGGGAAUUUCAGCGGCUAUCAGGAUAUUCAAAACCGUAGUGUAAAAAGACAUUUCUUGUCAACGAAGGUUGAUUUUUCAAAAAUAUAUAAUAUUAGGUUGGUGCGUGAUAUGCGUGAUCGCAUGCUGAGCAGGUGUCUCAACGGGUGUACCCGUAUUAAAACCGUGUUUCUGAGGUUAUUUUAGUCUCAGUUGGGCUAAAAAUUGCCAAAAGUUCUACCAGCUGGGCUUAUACGGGUUUAAUACGGGGGCACCCGCUGAGACCCCGUGAGCACGGCUGGGUUACCCUGUUCAGCAUUCGAGAUAGCUUAUUUUUUUCAAAAAUUUUAAAUUUAUUUCUUCCUAAUGCUCUAAUUUGACCAAAAAUUCCCUGAAAGGCUCGCUCGUACUGAAGAUGGUCAUUACUGGGGCUCUUCUUGAGACUAGGUAUCAUUUCGGAUCGAAAUUUUUUCUCGAAGAGUGCAUGCUCAUCGAUAGAAUGGGCAUCUAUUUUUCAAAUGGUGGUGCGCCAAGUGACAAAUAUAAUGUAAAUAUAAACAUACUUAAGUCAAAAUCAAGGUAACGAUUCCAUUUGAAGAUUUCAAUGAAUUGGAUGAGGAUGAACGGGUUAGGUCAGUCGGUUCGACCGUUGCUUACUGGUAAUCACACGCCAAAGGUACAGUUUUUUCUUCUUCUCUCUCUAAUUUUGGCACGGCCUGUUACAAAUCGUCUUCCAGAAUUCGCAGUCGACGUCGCAUAUUCCGCGCAUCGGGUCUCUUCGGCGAAUGCAGAUCGCCGGCGAUGCAGACCUUGACGGCAAACUGUCGCGAAGCGGCACUCAGGCUGACGUUGCUUUAUUUGGUGAGAUUUCUCACUUUUUAUGUAAACGCCCAAGGUUGAACCCACUCCAAAGUUUAUAAAUCCUUUAUUUUGUCUGAAAUGAAUUGUGAAAAGUUUCGAAAAAACCACAAAAUCGUAUUUUUAUUAAAAGGUUGCUCUACGGCUCUAACGUUUUUAAACGUUUGAAAUCGAAAAAAACCUCAUUGAAGAUUUUGAACAGGUAUGCUUCAUUCCCCAUAAACAGGGGGUCAAUUUUUUCAGUUGUGGCUCGUGAUUCCUUUUAUGAGGCAUCAAUUGCGAGUUCUUUGAAUUUUUGAACUUUUAUCCCAAAUUGAAUAAAGGGUAAUAUUACCUUGAAAGUGGUUCCAUCAAUUUUUAAUUUUCUUCAUUCUAUUUUGCCAAAAAAAAAAAUCUCUUGAAUAGAAAUGAUAUAAAUAUAGUAAAUAUCCGUGGGUCCGUGGAUUUGCCCAACUGA